AUGGAGAAGUCCCCAGAGCUGGCCAACUCAACCCGGGUCCAGUACUUCGUCCUCCUGGGCCUGUCCACCCAGCCGGGUGUCAGAGCCGUCCUGUUCUUCGUCUUCCUCACCCUCUACCUGCUGACGCUGCUGGAGAAUGCACUCAUUGUCUACCUGGUCAGCACCCACAGCGAGCUCCGCAAGCCCAUGUACUUCUUCCUGGCCAACCUCAGCUGCCUGGAGAUGAGCUACGUGUCUGUCACCAUGCCCACACUGCUGCUGGGGCUGUGGGCUGGGCCCUACCGCAUCCCCUUCACCACCUGCAUGACCCAGCUCUACUUCUUCAUUGCCUUCAUCUGCACCAAGUGCUUGCUCCUGGCAUCCAUGGCCUACGACCGCUACGUGGCCAUCUGCCGACCCCUGCACUACCCCCUGCUCAUGCGGCCCCAGGUCUGCAUGGCCUUGGCCUCAGCCUCCUGGCUGGGGGCACCAGUGGUCUCGGUGAUCAAGACCAUGUGCAUCGCCAGCUUGUCCUACUGUGGCCCCAACAUCCUCAACCACUUCUUCUGUGACAUCUCCCCGCUGCUCAACCUGUCCUGCACCCACGUGGCACUCGCAGAGCUGGUGGACUUCAUCUCUGCCAUUGUCAUCCUCUGGGGGUCCCUUCUUGUCGCCGUGGCCUCCUACGUGGCCAUCGGCAGAGCGGUGCUGCACAUGCCAUCGGCCACUGCCUGGCGCAAGGCCUUCUCCACCUGCGCCUCGCACCUGACUGUCAUGGGCACCUUCUACUCUGUGGUGCUCCUCGUGUACUCCUGGUCCGGCCCUAGGUUGGCCGCAGAGCACAGCAAGGUGCUGUCUGUGUUGUACGCAGUGAUCACACCUGCAUGCAGCCCAGUGGUCUACGGCCUGCGGAGCCGGGAAGUCCAGGCAGCGCUGCGAGGGGCCUCUGGGCACUGA
Molecule: messenger RNA, 936 nt
Organism: Dipodomys ordii (Ord's kangaroo rat)
Lineage: Eukaryota; Metazoa; Chordata; Mammalia; Rodentia; Heteromyidae
Product: olfactory receptor 5-like
Exons: 1
Coding region: 1-936 (311 amino acids)
Biological process (GO): G protein-coupled receptor signaling pathway
Cellular component (GO): membrane
Molecular function (GO): olfactory receptor activity; G protein-coupled receptor activity
Source: RefSeq, a predicted model, not a curated record